Eptesicus fuscus (big brown bat) is the source of this 2981-nucleotide messenger RNA. RefSeq lists its product as uncharacterized. The record is from RefSeq and is a predicted model, not a curated record. The transcript is spliced from 5 exons. Bases 1 to 2841 code for a protein of 946 amino acids. NCBI's taxonomy places the organism in Eukaryota, Metazoa, Chordata, Mammalia, Chiroptera, Vespertilionidae.
AUGCAAGAACAAAGCUUGUCUAGAAACACUGCCUACAAUGAAGAAGAAGAAGAAGAAAGGGAGAGAAGAGAGAUGCAAGUCCAACCUGGCCAGGCCCAGCCCAACCCAAGGAAGUGUUCUUCGGCUUCACCUACUCAGACAUCUUCGUCCCUUGCAUCUACAGUUAAUAUUUCCUCUUCUUCUCUGACCAUGUCAGAGAAUUUCCAAAAUCCACCUUUACUCGGAACUUCAAAGUCUCUGCAGCUCUCUCUUCCUGUGGGGAGCACUGCAGCCUCCCUCACAGGACGAGUCUGCAGUCUCCCCAGAGUCUCUGCUCCAGCCGUCACUUCAGCAUGGCUCCUACCAUCAGUCUCUGGCACCCCUUUCCAACCACUCAUGGGUAGUGCCUACCUUUACCAACAUUCUAGCACAACUAUGUUGUCUGGAGUUACUGGCCAGAACCAGAUCUCCACUCCAGCUGCUUCCAAUCCUGGUAUUUUUGAGUGGGCUCUCACAGCGGGCCCUGAAAAGAAGUCAUCAUCCCUCGGGGACUUCACUGUGACUGUCAUUGACCAGGACACAGCUGUUUCUUCCAUGUCUAUGGCAUCCCAGUACAAUAAAACCUCAGAGGCCAAUAACAUGGUCCCUCUGUAUCCAUCACUUUCCGCCAGCCUUGUUCAUGGGGCACCAUCUCAGAUUCCAAAUCAGGGACAGAGCCUGUCACUUCCUUACCAGGAAGGAAGUCAGCUCUAUUACUACAAUCAAGGCACGCUGGGGCCUCUGCUCUCGGCAGAACGCGGCCCCUACCUGCAAUCCUAUGGCUCUGUGUCUUACACAGACAGCAGGGCCUCUGCCCCUCAACCUGAAAUGGUCAUGGUACUAAAGGAGGUCCAGCCCACAAAUGUGAUACCUCCAGCCUCCACCUCUGCAAUCUACUACUCUGUGCCUGCUCAACCCAUCACAGAGACAAGUUUUCAAGUGAUGGAGACUUCCCUGGGGAUGAAUACUUCCCUUGGAUUGCAACCUCUAAGCCAAACAUUUUGUCUCCCACAAACUCCAGAAUUCCCCAAGUCUUGUAGUGGCAGCAAUAUCCAGAUGCUUGACAGUAACCCACCAUCUGAGCUUGGGGACAUGUCAAUGGCAGCUCCAGUCCAGAGUCCUAGUAUUUACCUGGCACUGCCUCCAGCUCCAAGCCAGGAACAGAAAGAGAAUAGGAAUCUGGAUGCUUACCAGAUCCCCACAGAAAACCAAGAUCCUCCACUGCUCCCUUUAGAAAUCCAAGACAUUCCCCAGCUCCUGGCGUGCAUUGAUCCCCUUGGCCAGGAGCAGCAGCCUGGUUGUGAAAACGCUGGUCUGGGAAAGAACAGCCUGAGUCUGAAGGACCAGGGGACACUUGAAAAUGGGACUGAAUCCAAUGAUGGCUUUGCAGACAUCGCUACACUGGUGGAGGAUAUACACCUUCCACUGAUCUUAAAUUCCUUGGAUGAACUUGAUCAAGCCAAAGGUCCCAAGGUGAUCAAAACCAAAGAUGCCAGAGCCAUCAAUUUGAAUGAGGUGCAGAAACAGUCAAGUGUCAUCAAUGCUCCCUCUGAUCAAGCCAGGAAGAACAAACAUAAAGCCUCUGAGCUGAUCAGUGGUGAGCCCAUGGUCAAAAUCCAGCGUGAGAGCCCAGAUUGCGUGUUCCUGGGAGAAGUGGCUGUUUCCAAAACUGCAGCCAGUGACAGGGCUCCUGAAAACAGGGCCAAGAAUUCUAACAAACCUCAGAAAGCUGCCCCCAGCAGGACCAGCAAAACAAAGAACCAUGGGCAAGAAAAGACCAAAAGAACAAAAGAAAACCACUCCAGGAAAACUGAAGAGAGUAAGCAGUCAGGGAACAACAUCAAGGCAGAGGAGAAGCCAAAUAUUCCAAAGAUGAAGAGGAAGAAAAACCAACCUGAGCUGACCCAAGAGACCUUCAAAAAGCCCCGAAGCUCCCUAGGGAUGCAUAUGCUGGAGUCUGUGCAGGUUUUUCAUGCCCUGGGGAAGAAGAGUGAUAAGAAAACUGAACUCUCUUCCUCCCGGGCCCUGGGAAUCUCAAGCAACCCCAAAGGCCUCCAGCCAUCCCUAGCUAUCAAACAAUGGCUGGAUACCCCUUGUGAGGGCAAAGGUCCUGAGAAAACUCAAGUCAAACGCCAGAAACCAGAUGGCAGUGCUGAAAAAGAGUGUUCAUCUCCAUCUGAAUACGAGCUGCCACCACCUGGGAAGGUCAAGUUGGUACCUUUGAUUUUUCCAACUUUGGACAAGCCUCAAGCUCGACCUGUUCCUCGCAGGCCAUUGUCUCUGGUAUCACGUCGGCCUGCUGGGGCUAACCCAGCCCACCCUCCUGGUUCCAAUUCAGCUCAACUUACUGCAGUGAAUUCAUCCCAGCCAACUCCUGCAUCUUUGACAGGUCCUGCUAAACCACCUCAGCCUAUUUCAACCAAUUCAGUCCGACCAGGUUGGACCAACCCUACCCGGCCUAGUGGCCCUCAGUGUGAUGGUUCUAGACCUGUGCCCUACAAAACAUCAACUUGCACUUCUUUCCAGAGGGAGCCCAUUCGCACUGCAGUGAACAAACCCUGGAUCCCACCCAGACCUCAAAACCAGUAUCUUCUCCAGGAUUUUGCCUGUCAGCGAAUUCCAUGGAGGAAACCUGAUGUUCCUGGGCCAGUAAUGUCAACGCCCAUCACAAACGAGCAGAGGCCAGAGCGGGAGGCCAUGAAGAGGAAAGCUCAACUUGAGCGGGAGAAUGCUGCCAAAUUCACCUCGAUGGGGAAAAUGCAAUAUUUCAUUGAGAGAGAAAAAGAAAUGGAAAUUUCUCGAUGCUAUGGCUAUGCAAAAUAAGAGAUGUUAGGAGUGUUGGUGCCACUCUGGAUACCUACUGUUUUCCCAUAGAUAGAUAGAUAUAUAUAUAAAUUUCUCUAUUCUAUUUUAAAUCUUAAUAAAAUUGAAUAAAUAAAUGUAGUAGAAUUCAUAGAUGAGUA